Caenorhabditis elegans is the source of this 303-nucleotide messenger RNA. It is a transcript of the gene K06A4.10, whose product is annotated as Pacifastin domain-containing protein. The transcript is spliced from 2 exons. The record is from RefSeq and is marked reviewed. Lineage: Eukaryota; Metazoa; Nematoda; Chromadorea; Rhabditida; Rhabditidae. The coding region runs from base 1 to 231 and encodes 76 amino acids.
AUGGAUAAAAUACGCCCCUCUUAUUUAGUUUCGUCACUUGUUCCGUUAUUGUUUCGCCUUCAAUACCAAAUGAAUUUUCUCGUCUUGUUACUCUUCCUGUUGUAUUUUUUCCAAUCAACGAUUACAUUCAAAGUUCCACCGAGAGGACGUUGCCACGUGCCUACUGGCGGAGACUGUUACGGCUGUGAUUGCAAGAUGCCAGCCACUUGUUACAAGGGAACAUGCCGAUAAUGAAUUAAAAAUUAAACCACUGUUUGAUUUUCUGAAAAUUGUUAUUGAAAGGAUAAAACACUGGUAACAAAA